AGCAACUUCAACUUUGCUCGGAUUAUCUAAUCGAUUCAUAUCCAUUCUAAAAGAACUCCUUCCAACUCGGGAGAGCAACGAAAUGGCUGUAAGUUUUAUUCAAAAGCGGUUCAUGUCCAGCGCCCUGCAAAAGUGGGCAUACAAUCUUUCUGGCUUCAACAAAUACGGACUUUGGAGGGACGACUUGUUAUACGAAGACCAGGAUGUUGCAGAGGCUCUGAAGAGAUUAGACCAAAAGACUGUCGAUGAAAGGAACUACCGUAUCCUGAGAGCUACACAGUUGUCCUUACAAAAAGAUAUCCUGCCCAAAGAGCAAUGGACAAAAUUGGAGGAAGACAAACUGUAUCUUACACCCCUAGUUAAUGAUGUAAUCAAGGAGAGGGAAGAACGAGAAGAAUGGAAUAAAAACCACUAAACAUUGCAUAUUUUGUGUUAAAUGUAGUUAUAACUGUUAUAGUAAUUUUAAAUAAUGAAUUAUGUACAGAAGAGUUUAGAGUGUUAUUGACCAUUCUUACUGGACCCAUAAUUAUUGGAUAGGAACUUUCCAUAUUUUAUUUACAUUUUCUGGUUGAGAAAAGUAUUUCCAUUAUUUUCCAAUCUACCUGUUGGUACCAGAUGCUAACUACCUGCUUGUUCUGCCAGAUGGUUCAUCUAUCAGUCACUCUAUAAAACCUCUGCUCACUGUAAGCUUUUAUUUACGUAGAUAUACGCAAUAUUUAUUUAAUUGAUCUGCAAGUAAAGUGUGUAAAUAAAAUACAAAUUGUGUUAUAUA
This is a messenger RNA of Acanthoscelides obtectus, 772 nucleotides long. NCBI's taxonomy places the organism in Eukaryota, Metazoa, Arthropoda, Insecta, Coleoptera, Chrysomelidae. The record is from the annotation of a GenBank genome assembly.